UCCACCAGUCAGGAUGUGGAGUCCAACGUCUGAGACUCAGUUACAGAGGAACAGCAGCCAGGCCCCUUCCCCAGGUCUUAUCCAUAGACUUGACCACGUUGUGAUGACCGUAAGGAGCAUUGAAGACACUAUCACAUUCUAUUCCAAGCUCCUGGGCAUGGAGGUCACUACCUUCAAGGGAGACCGGAAGGCAUUGUGUUUUGGAGAUCAAAAAUUUAACUUACAUGAGGUAGGAAAGGAAUUUGAGCCCAAAGCAGCUCACCCGAUUCCGGGCUCCCUGGAUCUUUGUCUGAUCACGGAAGCACCUUUGGAGGAGGUGAUCCAGCGCCUCAAGGCUUUCAACGUCCCCAUUGAGGAGGGCCCAGUCCCCAGAACAGGAGCAAAAGGGCCGAUUAUGUCCAUCUACUUCCGAGAUCCUGACAGAAAUCUCAUUGAGGUGUCCAACUAUGUCACCUCAUGAUUGACACCGACCUUCCUUCAUUCUGUUCCACAAGAUGUCGUCUUAUCCCUCGUUUCCUGCAAAUCCCAGAGACCUCCAAGAACUGAGAAGGUUGGCACA
Arvicola amphibius (Eurasian water vole) is the source of this 559-nucleotide messenger RNA. RefSeq names its product glyoxalase domain containing 5 (gene Glod5). The coding region runs from base 14 to 460 and encodes 148 amino acids. The record is from RefSeq and is a predicted model, not a curated record. Lineage: Eukaryota; Metazoa; Chordata; Mammalia; Rodentia; Cricetidae. The transcript is spliced from 4 exons.